UCCUCGGGGGCCACGCAGCCCCCGCCCACGUCCCUUUUCUAAUCCAGAUGCGCCCCUGCCCGCCAUCGGCCGGCCCAGCAGACGACGGGAAAGCAUCGAGCGGCGAUGGCGGCGCCCGGCGGCACCUACGACGUGAUCGUGGUCGGCGGAGGGAUCUCAGGAUUGAGCGCGGCCAAGCUGCUGCUGGAGGUCGGACUGAGCCCGGUCGUCUUGGAGGCCCGCGACAGAGUCGGCGGUCGAACCUUCACCGCCCGGAAUAAGGAGACCAAAUGGGUGGACCUGGGCGGGGCUUACGUGGGGCCCACGCAGAAUCGCAUCCUCCGACUGGCUAAGCAGUACGGCAUCCAGACGUACAAAGUCAACGAGCAGGAGCGGCUGGUGCAUUACGUGGACGGAAAGUCUUCCACCUUCAAAGCGUCGUUCCCGCCCACGUGGAACCCCGUCGUCAACUUGGACUUCAACAAUCUCUUCAGGACCUUGGACCAGAUGGGCUCAGAGAUCCCCAGAGACGCCCCCUGGAAAGCCCCCCACGCCGAGGAGUGGGACAAGAUGAGCAUGAAGCAGCUGAUUGAGAAGCUUUGCUGGACCAGCGCCGCCCGCCGCUUCGCCACGUUGUUCGUCAACGUCAACGUGACCUCCGAACCCCACGAGGUGUCGGCCCUCUGGUUCUUGUGGUACAUCAAGCAGUCGGGAGGAACCAUGAGGAUCUUCUCCACCACCAACGGAGGGCAGGAGAGGAAGUUUGUGGGCGGCUCGGGUCAGAUCAGCGAGUGCAUGGCCAGAGAACUCGGCGACCGGGUCAAGCUGCGUUCGCCGGUCUUCCGGAUCGACCAGAGCGGCGAGGCGGUGCUGGUGGAGACCACGGACAAGCGGAUCUACUCGGCCAAGUACGUGAUCGUGGCCACCCCUCCCGGUCUCAACCUGAAGAUGCACUUCAACCCCGAGCUGCCCCCCCUGAGGAACCAGCUGAUCCACCGCGUGCCCAUGGGCUCGGUCAUCAAGUGCAUGGUCUACUACAAAGAGAACUUCUGGAGGAAGAAGGGUUUGUGCGGCAGCAUGGUGAUCGAGGAGGAGGGGGCGCCCAUCGGCCUGACGCUGGACGACACGAAGCCCGACGGCUCCGUGCCGGCCAUAAUGGGAUUUAUCCUGGCCCGCAAAUGCAGGAGGCUCUGCGGCCUGACCAAAGAAGAGAGGUUCAAGAGGAUCUGCGAGAGCUUCUCCAGAGCGUUGGGCACCGAAGAAGCUCUGCACGCCGUCCACUACGAGGAGAAGAACUGGUGUGAAGAGGAGUACUCGGGAGGGUGCUACACGGCCUACUUCCCGCCGGGCAUCCUCACCCAGUUCGGAAGGGUGCUGCGGGAGCCGGCGGGCAGGUUGUACUUCGCCGGGACCGAGACCGCCACCGAGUGGAGCGGCUACAUGGAGGGCGCCGUCCAGGCUGGCGAGAGAGCGGCCAGAGAGAUUCUGUGCACCAUGGGAAAGAUCCACCGCAGCCAGAUCUGGCAGACGGAGCCGGAAUCCCAGGACGUGCCGGCGCGCCCCUUCCCCAGCAGCUUCUGGGACAGAAAUGCGCCCUCGGUGGGGGGCCUUCUCAAGAUGGCGGGAGCGUCCGCCGCGCUGUGCGCCGUCGUGCUGGCCUACAAGAGGGGCCUCCUCCCGCUCGCCGCUUAGCGACUGCCGUCUCUCUGCCGUUAUUCCGACGAGCUCGGCCGCACACAAGGGCGAUACCUCCGAUCGUGAUGACGCGCAUCGUCCUCCGCGCGCACGUCGUCACCGUGAAUCCUUCGCGCCAGUGUCGCUUUUUGUGCAUCGUGUGUGUAUUCGCGUCUGGUGAUUGUCGGUGCAGGCGCUUCGAGCGUACUUCUUUCUUCUCGUGCUUUUAAUGGAACUUUCCACGCGUACUGAUACAAAAAGAAAAACGCUUUUAUCCAUCCUUUGUCCUUUUUAGGGCUGCAAAUAGCCUUUGGGCGAAAAACCUUUUGCCAGACAUUUUGCAGUUGUCGGUUCACUUCGGAAGCGCGAAACCCAAACGGCGAAUUCUUCGGCAACACGAGAAAAAAAAAAAAAAAAAAGAACUCGGCAAAUUGUUAUUGUGUGAUUGGCUGGUGACCAGUUUGGGGUGGGAGCCCGCGACCCACACAGAAGAUGAAUGAAUCAUAAUAAUAAUAAAUGAAGGCAGCACAGUGGCUCAGCUGUAAAGCGUCGGCCAUGUUCUCCCAGUGCCUGCGUGGCUUUUCUCCGGGUGGGCCCUCCGGUUUCCUCCCACAUCCCAAAAAACACGCAACACUCAUUGGACACUCGAAAUUGCCCCCCCCCCCCCCAGGUGUGAUUGUCUGUCUCCAUGUGCCCGGCGAUUGGCUGGCGACCGGUCCGGGGUGUAGCCCGCCUCCUGCCCGUUGACGGCUGGGAUAGGCUCCAGCGCUCCCGUGACCCUCGUGAGGAUAAGCGGCUCAGAAAACAGAUGACUCGUUGAAUGGAUGGAUAAUGAAUAACUUCUCAUGGAGCCACACCCCGCAUAUUCACACGAGCCAAUUACAGUGCGGGACUUUAUGAGCAUCAAUUCCAGAAUUUUCUUUGGGACAAAGAAAUCAAACCUAAUUUAGGAAAGAGAAGAAAAAAACUGUGGCUCUUCGUCGCGAGCUAACCAAUGGAAAUUGUCAUUUGAAAUAUGACGCUAAAUGUGAUGUGAUUGCAUUUUUUUUUUUUUUUUUUUUUUGUCAUCAAUGUGAUGCAAGCAUUUGAAUGUAUUUUCUUCACAGUAAUUGUCAGCAUAUUUUUCCAUCCUAUUUUUUUUUUUUAUCUUCGUCGAAAGGCUGCAACCAGACACCUUUUGAUCCAAAAUGUAUCUGAUGCAUUUUUGUUUGUCUGAUUUGUCUUCAGUCUAAAUUAUGAAUAAAAACUAUGGAUUGUGGAAAUUUCAAGCACGUUGCGUACA
This is a messenger RNA of Syngnathoides biaculeatus (alligator pipefish), 2935 nucleotides long. RefSeq names its product monoamine oxidase (gene maoa). Gene Ontology annotation, molecular function: oxidoreductase activity. The record is from RefSeq and is a predicted model, not a curated record. NCBI's taxonomy places the organism in Eukaryota, Metazoa, Chordata, Actinopteri, Syngnathiformes, Syngnathidae. The coding region runs from base 106 to 1671 and encodes 521 amino acids. The transcript has 15 exons.